Messenger RNA from Eriocheir sinensis (Chinese mitten crab), 6570 nucleotides. Its product is annotated as guanylate cyclase 32E-like. NCBI's taxonomy places the organism in Eukaryota, Metazoa, Arthropoda, Malacostraca, Decapoda, Varunidae. The transcript is spliced from 29 exons. The record is from RefSeq and is a predicted model, not a curated record. The coding region runs from base 1495 to 5730 and encodes 1411 amino acids. Gene Ontology annotation, molecular function: ATP binding; peptide receptor activity; protein kinase activity. Gene Ontology annotation, biological process: cGMP biosynthetic process; intracellular signal transduction; receptor guanylyl cyclase signaling pathway.
CUCAGACGGUCGAGGUGGGUGGGUGUGUGCUCACGUUUCUCUCUACCCUAGCCUUGCUCGCACCUGCCAACUUGCUCACACUCUGCCUCCCUCACUCGCUCCCCGCCCAGGUUUACAGGCCCCUGCGUCUCGGCGCUGAGGAGACCAGAGAGAGCGUGACAAAAAGACUUCAGAAAAUAAACGCAAAGACACGAAUAUUUCCACCAAAGUUAAAUGAAGACACACCAACACAGACAAUGAUAAGAAAAGACUGAGUAAGGCGACGGAACUCAUCACCAGGAAGCAUACGGGAAGAGGAAGAGGCCUGUAAUAUCUCUUCUUCCUCCCGGUACCACACCAAUACGAAGGAGCCAGAGGAGAAGCAAGAGAAGGAGGAGAAGGAGGAAGAGGAGCAGCAGCAGGAGGAUGAGGAGGAGAUGAGUGGAUACAGUACCCUGUGAGCUCAUACAUAUUAUCCCUUUGGUUCCUUCCUUCCUGCUUUCCUUCCUUCCCUUGUUUUCCCCUUCUUCCUCUCCCUCUUUCCUUCCCCAUCCUUGUCCCCCUUUUAUCCUUCCCGAGACGUUGAUCCAAAUCUCCUCUUUCCUCCCAUCCCUUCUUUCCUUCCUCCCUCUCUUAUUCCUCCUCCGUUCUAGUCUUCCUGUUUCCUUAGUUCUCCUUUCUCAGUUACAUCUUCAUCCUCCCUUGUUUGUUUAGUCUUGUUCCCUCUCCUUUCCUUCCCUUCUUUCUUUCCUUCCUCCUCUAUUUCUCCUUCAUUCUAGUGUUCCUGCUUCUUUACUUCCUCUCCUUCCUCAGUUACUUCAUCCUCCUUCCUUUAUUCAAGUUUGUUCCUUCUCCUUCCCUUCCCUUCUUUCUUUCCUCCCUCCUCUAGUCCUCCUUCGUUCCAGUCUUCCUGCAUCCCUAUUUCCUUUCCUUCUUUAGUUCCCUCGUCCUCCUUUCUUUAUUAAACCUGUUCUCCUCUCCUUCAUCCUUCCGUCCUCAGCUAAUUUCCCCAUUCCAUCCCUUUGGCACCUCGUCCCCAACCUUCUUUAUCUCUCUUUCAAGUCUCCCUACUUCCUCUCCUUCUUCAGCUACCUCAUCCUCCUUCCUUUAGUUAGCCUGGUCUCCUCUCCUUCCUUGUCCCAUCCACUGCUAAUCUCCCCAUUCCCUCCCCUCGUCAUCUUACCCAAUUUUUCCUCUCCCUGCUUUUCCUCUCCUUCUUUCUCCUCCCCUUCCCCUCUCCUCCUCCUGUAUAAUCCACAAUGCUGAUACGUUUACGCUUCUUUCCCUUUUCCUUCUUCCCCUUCUUAUCCGCUUUUUCCUCCCCCUCCACCCCCUGCUCCUUCUCCUCUUCCUCUUUGCCCCCCUCCUCCUCCUCCUCCUCCUCCUCAGCAGCAGCAUCGAAGGAAGUUUAGUCUCUGUAAGGUGCCACUGGAAGCCGCAACACCGCACGCCGCCAUGCCACCAAGCAAUUAAUCGCCCUUCACCCCAACACUGACUACCCAACACACAACCAAGAUGCUGCUCGCGCGGAUGGCUGUGUGGGCGGCCUUGUUCCACGCCCACGCCGCCCACACCACGCGCCCCACCCACACCCCGCGCCACGUCAACCCCCGCACCUUCACGCUGGGCUAUAUCUGCGGCUCUGACAGGCUGCCGGAGGACCAGGAGUAUAAGCGGCCUGGCCUCCUUAUAUCCGGGGCCAUCACGCUCGCGGUUGAGGAGGUCAACAACCACUUCCCGCUCGUGAACGGCCAUCGCCUCAACUUCACGGUGGCCGAGACGUACGGCAAGGAGGAGAAGAGCAUCCUAAACACGGCUCGCCUCUGGAUCUCCAACAUUUCUGCCUACAUUGGGCCGCAAGAAACGUGUGUGCAUGAAGCUCGGAUGGCGGCCGCAUUCAAUCUCCCCAUGAUCUCCUAUUUCUGCACCCACCCCGAGACCUCCGACAAGGCCCACUUCCCAACCUUCGCCAGGACCCGCCCGCCGGACACGCAGAUUAGCAAGUCCGUCACCUCGGUGCUCAAACGCUUCAACUGGAGAAAGGUCACCUUCUUCUACAACAAUUCGCCCGACGACAACUUCCGCCGCGUGGCACAGACGAUCGAGCGAACGCUGCCGCUGCACAACAUCACGGUCACCGCCACCAAGACCUGGGCCGCCACCUACCACCACGGCUACGACUCCAACCCCUUCGUCACCAUGAUUCAGGAGACCUACAUGGACAGCAGGAUUUACGUAGUGCUGGGAUAUUACUACGAAUUUCUGGGCCUAAUGACCAUCAUGGAGGAGCGGGGACUCUUCAAGAACGGCGAGUACUUCGUGGUGGGGGUGGCGCUGAACCAGUACGACCAACACAAACCAGACAAGUACCUUCGGGAUCUGUUGAAUGAACACACAAACUCCACCGUCCAGGCCGCCUUCCAAAACUAUCUGGGUGUGGUUCCCUCCCCGGCACCGACGUUCGAGGACUUUGCCAUGAAGGUGAACGCCUACCUCGAGAAGCCGCCGUUCAACCACCCCAACGCCGUGCACAAGAUCGGUGGCAUGAAGAACAUCCGCUCCGAGGCUGCCUACCUCUACGACGCAGUGCACGUGUACGCCCGAGCCCUGAACGACAGCUUGAAGAGAGGCAGUGAACCGAAGGACGGCAAGCAGCUCGUGGCCGCUAUCCUUGGCACGACCUACAGGAGCGCCAUGGGGUACAUGGUGCGGAUGGACGAGAAGGGCGACGCCGAGGGUAACUACACGCUGAUCGGCAGGCAGAAGCACCACCUCACGCCGGGGGAGUUUGGUCUCUACCCCGUCGGUGGCUUUCGGUACUCUGUGGGGGACUACAAGAACCUGCCGGAGCUGCACCUCACCUCGCCCAUCCCCUGGAAGACAGGCGGGCCCCCCAUCGACGAGCCCCCCUGCGGGUACCGAGGCCUCAAGUGUCAGUCCCAGACAGGAGAGAUCAUCGCCGGCGUGACUGGAGGCGUCGUUCUCCUUCUCCUCGUCGUCUCCCUCGUCGCCUAUAGGAACUGGCGUUACGAGCAGGAGUUGGACAGUUUGCUGUGGAAAAUUGACUACAAGGAUAUUAAGAUCAACGAGUGGACGCCUAACCACAUCCCCGCCGCUAACAAGCUCUCGAGAGGCCUCUACGCGUCCAUCAGAACCAGCCAGCUCUCCCUCAACAGUAACCUUGACCUGGACUGCCGCUUCGCAAGUGUCCACACGCAGCUGGGCACGUACAAGGGGCGCGUGGUGGCCGUCAAGCCGAUCUCCAGCAGGGCCGUGGACGUCACCAGGAGGAUCAAGAAGGAGCUUAAGACGAUCCGGGACCUCCGCCACGACAACUUGCUAGGCUUCGUGGGCGCGUGUGUGGACCCCCCCAACGUGUGCAUAGUGACGGAAUACUGCUCCCGCGGCUCCCUCAAGGAUAUUCUUGACAACGAGGACGUUAAACUCGACAACAUGUUUAUUGCCUCCUUAAUUGGCGACAUUGUUCAGGGCAUGAUCUACCUCCACGACUCCUCCGUCAAAUCCCACGGCAACCUCAAGUCCUCCAACUGCCUCGUGGACUCGCGCUGGGUGGUGAAAAUAACAGACUUCGGCCUCCACGAACUCAAGUCGGGCUAUGAAACGACGUCGGUGGCAGAGGCUGGAGAGACGCAGCGGAAGUGUACAGACCUGCUGUACCGCGCCCCCGAGCUCCUGAGGGACACGUCGGCGCCUCCAGCAGGGACGCAGAAGGGGGACGUGUACUCCUUCGCCAUUAUACUGUACGAGAUUCACGUACGCCACGGACCCUGGGGCAACACGGAUCAGAGUCCCUUAUCAAUUAUUCGACAAGUCAUGUCCGGACCUAAGGGAGACUCUCAGCCCGUCAGGCCGACCCUCGCAGCCAUGGAGAGCUCCCUGGACUGUGUGCGUGUGGUGCUAACUGAGUGCUGGGCCGAGGUGCCGGAGGAGAGACCCGACUUCAGGAGUAUCAAGAUCAAGCUAAGACCGCUGCGCAAAGGCCUGAAGCCCAACAUCUUCGACAACAUGCUGGCGAUGAUGGAGAAGUACGCCAACAACCUCGAGGCGCUGGUGGACGAGAGGACGGACCUGCUGAUCGAGGAGAAGAAGAAAACGGAGGCCUUGCUGUAUGAGAUGCUGCCCCGCUACGUGGCCGAGCAGCUCAAACGAGGCAGGAAAGUCGAGGCUGAGAACUUCGAUUGCGUCACCAUCUACUUCAGUGACAUCGUGGGUUUCACUGAGAUGUCGGCGGAGUCCACCCCACUGCAGGUGGUGGACUUCCUCAACGACCUGUACACCUGCUUCGACUCCAUCAUCGGCCACUACGACGUCUACAAGGUGGAGACGAUCGGGGACGCCUACAUGGUGGUGAGCGGGCUGCCCAUCCGUAACGAGGACCAGCACGCAGGCGAGGUGGCGUCCAUGUCGCUUCACUUGCUGGACGCCAUCAAACGCUUCACCAUCAGACACAGACCCUCGGACACCCUCAAGCUGCGUAUCGGCCUCCACUCAGGGCCUGUGUGUGCCGGCGUGGUGGGCCUCAAAAUGCCGCGGUACUGCCUCUUCGGGGACACCGUCAACACUGCCUCGCGCAUGGAGUCAUCGGGGCAAGCCCUGCGGAUCCAUUGCUCUGUGUCGUGUCGCAACAUCCUGGAGAAGGUGGGCGGCUAUGUGCUGGAGGAGCGAGGUCAGGUCAAGGUCAAAGGCAAGGGUGAGAUGACGACCUACUGGCUUGUGGGUGAAGACCCGGAGUGGAAGCGUCGCCGCGAGAAGACUCGGCGCCAGCGGGGCCUGCAGGCCACCAGGAACGGCUGUGUGGGCGGCGGGAGCAGCACCACGGGCAUCGGCAUAGGCGUGGCGCGCGGCUCCCUGCGUUGCGUCAGGACCCCUGCCUCGCCGCUGCCCAGUAGCUUGAGCCUCGAGUCCCCGCAGCACCACAAAUUCGCUCUUUCCGAGGAGCUGGCGAUCCGUUCACAUGAAGAUCCCGCCCUCGAGGCCGGAUCGCCGCAGGCGCCAUCCUCGCCCGCCUCGGAGGACGGCGGAGGGUCGCGUCGUCCGGCCCUUGAGGCCAAAAGGAACUCGUACCCAUGCAUCAAAGAGUCGCGUGACGGCCCGCGCCGCAGCCGUGGGCCAUCCUUAGCAGUGCCGCGGGACGACAGUCCCCUGCUGGCACACACCGACUUGGCACCCUCACCCGCCUCCUCACAGGCCGGUUCGGGCGAGGACGAGGCCCUGGCUGCCAGCCGUCGCACAUCCGUCAGCGAAGUGGGCGCGUCCCGCCCCGCCAGCAUGGUAGAGCACAGCGGGGAGGGGCCGCCGCCCACGCCCGGUGAGCCCCCGCCCUACACCCUCAGACUCAACAAGCAACACCCAGACAGCCAUGAUACCGCCCACCUCUCCCCGUCCGCCCUCGACCUGGUGCUCGCGACGCCCCCUUGCACCAACGUGUGUGGACGGACGACGAACGGGACCGGCAAGCCCAGAUACACUCUAGCGGCGAGCAGCGGCCGAUGGCUUCCCCAGGGGCGGCGGAGCAGUGCGACCGAUGGUGACUCCAUGGCGGGGUCGGCGGCGGGCAACGAGGGCAGCGAAGGGCGGACGGCAAGAUUGCGCUUCUGUGGCCGUCAGGACGGGAGCUCUGCGGCGGAAUGUGAGGAGUCCGCCCCCUUGUUGGCGGGCGUUGCCAACUACAGGAUCAUCAACGAGUUGCGGACGGCCCGCGCACCGCCAGAACGGGAAACCCCCGUGUGACCCGCCCCACACCUCACACCACCCCGACGGGGAAAGGAACGACAUGAGUGUGACGCCCACGCCCCAGCAUGCACCACCCGUCCAACUGAUGGAAUACUCGAACUGGAUGUGAAGAACUUGAAAGGAAAGAACAAUUUCCGUGUCAGUGAAGUGUUGAGGCAAUAAGUGUUACUGAGCACUGUUAAGCUAAGGACACGACAGAGAGCCCAGGCGUUGUUAGGUGACGGUGAAAGACGUCCGUGAAGGAUGAUGGAAGGAUACGUGCAAUGACAAAGUGGUGUAAGAUGACGAUUGUGGUGACGGAGACACGAAUCGGAAAGGGAGAAGACAGCUGAUAAGAAACAAAAGCAAACGUGUGCUAUAAAAAUAAAGGCUAUGUAUAUGGAUGGAAGAGAAGUGGGUGUAGCGAGUCAGGUGUGUGAGGGGAACGGGCGGCUGACUUAAUGAAGCUGACAUAAUAAUAAACUGUGAAUAACAAGUAAAGGAUGUAACGGGAAGGGAAUAAAAACAUGGAGAUUAAUAAGUGUGGCGACAGAAGAAAAUUAUUUACGUUAAAUGUGAAGUAAAAUGGUGCAUGGCCGUUGGUUUCAGUUACCAAGGUGUCGAAAAAAACUAAUUAAAAUGUACCUGUUUGUGUGUGUAACAGAAAUUAUGUGAAGGCUUCCUCAUUCACGCGUAACUUUAGUAGCCCAUGUACACACACACACACACACACACACACACACACACACACACACACACAAGCCGCACUAUGAAUGUUGCCAAUAUGUAUAGACGCACCUCACAACGUUUCCGUGUCAGUUAAGCAGAUGAAAGUUCAACUAUUUAUAUAAAAGUAUG